AUGGUCUGGCUUCGCAAGAGGCUCCCACUCCUGCUGCCUCUGGUGUCUCUCACUCUCGGGUAUGGAGGCGCGUACGAGCAGGAGCCUAUAGGUGGCUUUGAUCCAGACGCAUGCCCAGACUACACUACCUACGCUGCUUAUCCUCAUCGACCUCUCAGUGACGGCCCUCUACAACUUCCCUUCCAGCGCCCCGAUAAGCGAUGUCGUACAUUCCACUCCGACGCAAUUGAGAAGGUCAUCGAAGAUGUUACUUCGAGGAUGAAGGACAAGGACCUGGCGCGCCUCUUUGAAAAUGCUUUCCCCUCUACUACCGAUACUACCGUCAAAUUCCACACCCGUGCGAGCACCAAGCGCGAAAGCUCUGAAUGGUCGCUCUAUGAUGAGGAGGCAUGGCAGGGACCACAAUCGUUCGUCAUCACGGGCGACAUCAUUGCAGAGUGGCUGCGCGAUAGCACCAACCAACUAAAGCCAUAUCAGACGCUGGCUAAGAAAGACACAAACAUCUUUGACUUGAUCCUUGGCGCAAUCAACACUCAGUCCGAGUAUGUGAUUGAGUCGCCCUACUGCAACGCCUUCCAACCGCCGCCCAUCUCGGGACUUCCGAUCAGCAUGAAUGGGCAGAACGAUGUCGUUCAUCCGGCGUACGAGCCUAAUUUCGUUUUCGAGUGCAAGUACGAGUUGGAUAGCUUGGCCCACUUCUUGGCACUGGCCAAUGAGUUCUAUGCGCAGACUGGUUCGACCGAUUUUGUUAACAAGAGGUGGCUACGUGCAAUUGACACCUUGCUCAGAGUGCUAGAUCAACAGAGCAUGUCGACAUUCGAUCCAGAGACUGGCCGGUACAGGAGGAACGAGUAUACUUUCCAAAGAAAUACCAAUACCGGAACUGAGACCUUGAACCUCAUGGGCGUAGGGAACCCACUCAACAAUGGGACCGGACUCAUUAGAUCAGCCUUCCGACCCAGUGACGAUGCGACCAUUCUGGGCUUCUUCAUCCCUGCCAACGCCAUGAUAGCUGUAGAAUUGAAGCGUACUGCUGCCAUAUUGAAAGAAGCAGGCCACGCUACAGUUGCACAGACCGUGGAGCAGUGGAGCGACACAAUCACCAAGGGCGUAUGGGAGCAUGGCGUCAUACACCACAAGGUUUUCGGCGAUGUGUUCGCGUAUGAGGUUGACGGCUAUGGCAGCUCCAUCCUGAUGGACGAUGCAAAUUAUCCGAGUUUAUUAGCCUUGCCAUUGAUGGGCUUUGUGACUUCGGACGACAAGAUCUACCAGAACACGAGGAAGAUGCUGCUGAGUAAGCAGUCGAACCCCUAUUUCCUCACAGGCAGAGAAUUCCAUGGCAUUGGAGGUCCACAUAUUGGUCUGUCGAAUGCCUGGCCGAUGAGUUUACUCAUUCAGGCCCAAACAUCAUCUGAUGAUACUGAGAUCAUGGAGUGUAUCAAUCUCGUCCUAAGCUCUAGCAAACUUGGACUUGUCCAUGAGAGUGUAGACGUCAACUACGCCGUGUCUUAUACAAGGGCAAAUGGUGUCUUUGCGGAGACUAUUUUAGAUAUUGCAAAGCGAAAGCCGCAUUUGAUAUUCAAGGAAGCGAAGUCAUACGAACCAUAG
Molecule: messenger RNA, 1608 nt
Organism: Phaeoacremonium minimum UCRPA7
Lineage: Eukaryota; Fungi; Ascomycota; Sordariomycetes; Togniniales; Togniniaceae
Product: putative duf1237 domain protein
Exons: 4
Coding region: 1-1608 (535 amino acids)
Biological process (GO): carbohydrate metabolic process
Source: RefSeq, a predicted model, not a curated record